This is a messenger RNA of Caenorhabditis auriculariae, 9008 nucleotides long. NCBI's taxonomy places the organism in Eukaryota, Metazoa, Nematoda, Chromadorea, Rhabditida, Rhabditidae. The record is from the annotation of a GenBank genome assembly.
AUGGAUAACAAGGCGUUUAUGAUGCAGUCCUACAAUAAGGUUUUUUCCUGUCUUCUGAGUUUCUCUGAACCAUGGAAAUUAAGAAUUUUAGGACUGAAGUUUGAUUGAAAAGAAGAAAUGUUUUUUUUUUUCAACAACUCCAAAUUUUGUCUUCAUAUGAGAAAAAAUGGGAGAACGAACUUGGAAAAAGUUUAAUUCCUAAAAAUAGUUCUGCUCUUAUUACGGUGUUAACGUGCCUCAAUUAUUUGUUUUAUGAAUGUCUUUUUGAGAUCAAAUAGCUCUCCUUUUUGUCAUUUAAGAAUCACAAUUGAUGUUUUUCUGCACUUUUUAAAAGCUUCUAAAAAGUUUCUGAGGUUUUCAAAUGAAAGCAAAGUGGUUUGGCUUUUAUCAACACUAAAAAAGAAAAGCAGUUAGCGUCUAUGUGUUAUAAAUUAUUUCUAGAACCCGAGCAAUCUUUAAAGUUUGGUCGCUAUUUUCGCUCUGAAGUUUUGAGGGUAGAUUUUUAUCUUCAAUUCCUUUCCUAGCAUGUCUUUCUUCUUCAUAUUUACACCCCAGCUUACAAAAAAACAUUUUUAUGCGAUUUGCUAGAAACGGAGUUGAGUCACGAAAUGAGUUAUGAGACGUUUCAAUUUCUCGGCUGCUUUUGUAUCAAGUUUUCUGCCAGUGCUGUGCCGAUUUUCGGAAAUGCCUUUAUCGCGGCUAGUCGCUGUCGCGUAUUCCCGUUUCCGACGCUCUCUUUUUCUGGCACACUCUCUCCGCUUUAAACCAACAUUUCACGCGGAGAAGGGGGCUCCUGGAGAGAUAAUUCUUGAUGUUUGAGAACUGGUAUUUAGAGUUCUUUGGUUAAUGAUGCGACGAAAAGAUUAUAAGACGCUUUUCACAGCAAAAAACUAUCAUUUAAUAAUAUAAGUCGAGUUUAUCAAGCGAUUUUAGCUCCAUGCGCAAUCAUAAGAAAUUCGGAAACACGAGUUUUUCCUUAACAUGUUGUUAUCUCGUAGCUUUUUUUCCUUCUGCGAGUGUUUUCUUCGCAAAAAAUUUGAUAAUGGAUUUUCGAAAAACACAAAUUACAGACUUUAUAAGAAUGUUCAGUAAUUUUUUUGUUUGGUAAAACUUCUCUGAAACGUUUCAGCGCGAAGGGCUUCAAGAUUUUUUUUUUUUGGAAAUAAAUUCAAAAAUUGUUGCCCCUUCGUGUGUUAUUCAACUGUUAGAUAACCCAUCAAACAUUAACUUCGAAUCGGUUUGAGAAAAAUUCAGAAAAACAGUGUCGAGAAACUGUUAAAAAAUGAAAAAAUGUGAAAUGAAGGAUGUUAGUGAUAAGUUUUUUCCAAGCGUUGCGAAAUCGAUACGGAUAACAUGUUGGUUUGCAGCGAGAACUGGAGUCGAGGAUUAUCGGCUUUUUUUUUGUUAAACGUUCACACAUUUAUUUAUUAAUGAGAUAGUUUUCUUAUAAGAAACAGAUAACGGAGAUUUUCGCAGAGUUUUCGCUGUCCAGACGCUGCUCGUAAAUCGUUUCUCAUGCCUUGAUGAAGUAAUAUUGUAAUUCCGAAACGUUCAAACGAACAUCUGUUUCUUCAAGAAGAAAGUAAUUUGAACUUCGGACAAGAAAAUGAAAAGAUUUGAUGGUUCUGUUGCAGAUCAUGGGUGCGACCGGAGAACAACUCGCCCCGGGCGCCGUGCCACAACAUCCGGUGCUGGCGCCCGUCGUCCAGUCCAUGUCAGCUCAGGCUUUGGUCGCGCCGCAGCAGCUCUCUUCCAUGAUGCAGGCCGUCAUGCAAAAGGUCGAGAUUAUGUCGAAAUUACUACUUAUUCUGUACCAAAAGUUCGAUCAAGUACUUAUGGAAGUCAAGUUUUAUUGGCUAUCGGUUAACGUUCACUCAAAAAAUGUUAGAAUUCUGAAUUGACUUUAUUCAUCUCUAUCCGACGGGGAAACUAGAAUUUCUCAAAAGAUCUUUCAUUCGCAGAUUUUUUGCAUACGGCUACUUUUCUUUGGGAAAGUUAGUUAUUUUAUUUCUGAUGAAACUUGUUAGUUUUUAAUUUUCAAAUCAGUGUUUUUCCUAGAAAAAAAGGCGUGAGACAAACUUUUGCCUCCCUACUUGACUUGCUUUGUUAGUUUUGGUUUUGACGUAAUUAUAGUUAAGCAGUAAAAUGGAAAAAGAUGACUCGAGAAAACUUUUAUUCUUCCUGCUAUAAAGCUCGGAAAAGCCUUAGCCAGGAAAAGUGAUCGAAACUGAUGAGUUCUUUGCUUUCCCAAUAGUUUUAUUUUCUCAUCUGAACCGAAAUUUCUAAAAACUCAAAAUUGAUUCAAGUUUUCACAGGCAGCUGCGCAACACACGGCUAACAUGAUCCAGCAAACCACCAACAGCAUCGAAAGCGGUUAGUUUCACUAUUUUCCGUGUUAAAUUCAUUCUUUCUUUUUGUUCGAAUUUUUCUCUCUAAAUCUUCACAGAAAGAAUUUAAGAAAAAAGUUUUCACGUAAUCUAUGUAUUGAUUCAUCUACAAAAUAAAACAGAUUUUUUAAACUUGACAAUUUUGUUCCAAAAAAAUGCCGAAACAUUUAUUUUUUUCAAGCCUUCUCUUUGGAAAAAAAGAAAAAAAUUUCUAAAUAUUUUCGUUACUUUCUUGAGUUUGUUGUAAAUAAGAUUAAAAUUUCAAGAAAAAUGCCGUUUUUUUGAAAAAGAAGUUUGCGAAGUGCAGAGAUAGAUAAUAAAAAAAUUAAGUUGAGUUAUUUCUCCUUCUUGAUAUUUCAUACAAUCCUCGUAUAUAUUUUUUCGUAGUUCACUAAAAACGAGUUUUUCCAAAAAGGUGUCAGAUAAAGCUAAUAACACUAGAGAUUGAAUUGAAAAAAUCGAGCGAUGAAAAGUUUACAUUGAAGUAUUUCUAGGUAACUACGAUGCUUCGAUGACGACGGCGCUGACGGAAAUGGCGCACCGGCAAUACCAGGCUGGAGAUUACACUGGAGCGGAGAAGAGCUGUAUGGCCAUCUACCAGGUCGAGCCGAACAACGUCAGCGUCUUGCUGCUGCUCUCUUCCAUUCACUUCCAGCUCAAAAACCUCGACAAGUCGUUCUUCGCCUGUCGUUCUCCGUCUUGACGGUUCAGCUUCAGAUCGAUGAAGUUCUCGACGCUGGCCAUCAAGGCUAAUUCGACGUGCGCCGAGGCCUACAGCAAUCUCGGCAACGUGUUCAAAGAGCGAGGUCAACUAGCCGAAGCCUUGGAAAAUUACAAACACGCCGUCAAACUGAAGGUCCGUGUUUUUCCUAAAAGAGAUAGAAAAAAAAUUGUUUGAAAAAGAAAUUUUCAUGAGCGAUUUUCUUGAAUUGGUUGACUGAAAAAUACUUUCACAUCUUUUCAUCUCACCUAAUAAAGUUAUUCGAACCGUACAUUUUUGAAGAUUUCUCAUGUGAACCUUUUUCAGCCCGAGUUUAUCGAUGGCUAUAUCAACCUCGCUGCUGCGUUGGUCGCUGGUGGGGACCUGGACUUUGCCGUCCAGGCAUAUCUGAAUGCCUUGAAAUACAACCCGGUUUGGGAUUCCUAGUCUUUUCCUAGUUACUAAUCACUUUUGUAGGAUCUUUACUGUGUUAGGAGUGACUUGGGUAAUUUGCUGAAGGCGAUGGGGCGACUCGAAGACGCCAAGGUGUGAACUCCUUUCCAUUCUCCUGUUAUGCCUCGAUUCAGCUCUGUUACUUGAAAGCGAUCGAGACUCAGCCACAGUUUGCCGUCGCUUGGUCCAACAUUGGCUGUGUUUUUAAUGCUCAAGGCGAAAUUUGGCUUGCCAUACAUCAUUUUGAAAAGGUUCGGCUUAAAUUUAAGAAAAACUACAGAACGUUUCCAGAAGAAAAGAAAAAGAAAAGUCUUCAGUUGUUCUUUGAUUUUGGAAGAAAGAGAAAUUCGUUCAAGGAAGUUUUCUAAAGGAACUAGUUUCUUAAAUAUGAUUUGAAGCAGGAAUGUAGGGCUCAUGAAUAUAUUUGAAGAUUAUUUUUUCAAUUUGCAACCAUUCUCCGAUGAGAAAAAAAAGAUUUGGGGGUUUUCUUCAGAAACGCAACAAAUGCGAAUUCCAUUCGUUUUGAAUUUUCGAGAAGACAUUUUUUAAUUAAGGCGGUCCAACUCGAUCCCAACUUUCUCGACGCUUACAUCAACUUAGGAAAUGUAUUGAAGGAAGCGAGAAUUUUCGACAGGUUUGUCAGGAAGUGAAUGAAGUUUCACAACGGUCUGUGACUCUAGGGCGGUGGCGGCUUAUCUGCGAGCUCUGAACCUGGCGGCCAACCACGCCGUCGUUCAUGGCAACUUGGCCUGCGUUUACUACGAACAGGGCCUGAUCGACCUCGCCAUCGACACCUACAGAAGAGCCAUCGAACUUCAGCCGAAUUUCCCCGACGCCUACUGCAAUUUGGCCAACGCCUUGAAGGAGAAAGGCCACGUUGCCGAGGCCGAAACGGCCUACAUGACGGCUCUCGAAGUUGCUCUUUCCAUUUUUCAGCCGAAUUUCAUUCCUUUUCCAGUUGUGUCCGACCCACGCCGACUCUCAGAACAAUUUGGCCAACAUCAAACGGGAACAGGGCAAGAUCGAAGAAGCAACGCGGCUGUACCUGAAAGCUUUGGAAGUAAAACAUUCCAGUCCUAUAACUAUUUUCCUCUUGAUUAAUGAGACAAGGAUUAUGCUCUUAUUCCAGAUAUACCCCGAUUUCGCGGCAGCCCAUAGUAAUUUGGCUUCGAUUCUGCAGCAACAAGGAAAGCUAGGCGACGCGAUACUUCAUUACAAGGUUUUCCGUGCGAAAUGCAUGGAAUCGUUCAAUGGGAGUUCAGGAAGCGAUCCGAAUCGCUCCGACAUUCGCAGACGCCUACUCCAACAUGGGCAACACGCUGAAGGAGAUGGGCGACACGAACAACGCGCUCCAAUGCUACACGAGGGCCAUCCAGAUCAAUCCCGCCUUCGCCGACGCUCACAGCAACUUGGCCAGCAUUCACAAGGCUCGUCUUGGCAUAUAAUAUAUACUUCAAUCGCCCUCCUUGACUUCAAAUGUCGUGAUCCAGCUUGGAAUGACUCAAGCGUUGCGGUUGUGUCGCUGUUCGAAUCUUGUUUAUAAUUGACUUUUGUUCUAAUUUGUGAGAACUUGCUUAGCUGCGCAAGUCGCUUUGGGUCAGGCGCGUUCCAAAAUGAAUGAGCUAAUUUAGCGGAUGAAGUUUUUGCCGUUACUUAAUUUAUCAUUUACUGUUAUAACUGACUUGAAACAGAAGCAUCCAUACCAAAUAAAAAUAAUAAAAGAUUAUCUUCAGCUCCAAGCAUCAUUUUUUCAGUCAAGGUGUUUUACAGGACUCUGGAAACAUCCCCGACGCCAUUCAGAGCUAUUCGACGGCUCUCAAGCUCAAGCCAGACUUCCCUGACGCGUUCUGCAACUUGGCGCAUUGUCUGCAAAUAAUUUGUGACUGGACCGACUACGACGGACGGUUCGUGCUGGUCUUACCCUUUCAAAAUAUUCCUCCAUUCUGGUCAUAUCAUUGAAAUUUCAGAAUGAAAAGACUGGUGAACAUCGUGGAGGAUCAGCUGCAGAAAAAGCGACUUCCGUCGGUCCAUCCGCAUCAUUCCAUGCUCUAUCCUCUGUCCCACUCUACUCGCAUUGCAAUCGCCUCGAAACACGCACAGCUUUGCAUCGAUAAGGUUUUUUUCAAAUAGGAAAGCCCAGCUAGGAGGGAAACUUUUGAAAAGAAAAAUGAUAUAAUUGGAUUUAUCUGUUUUCCAAAAAAAACGCUUCAAUCAAAUCAAAUCCCUUCCAUUUUCAGCUUUUUUUUUUAGCAAUGUGCAGUUUUUUUUCAAUGCUAGUUGAACCUUCUGAUAAGCCUUCUGAUAUAACCUUAUAAGCCGAGAAAAAUUCAGUACGUUGUACAUUUAUGUUUUUUUUUUCUUUUGGACCAUCUCAGUUCGUAUAUCUAGCUCAAUUAUUUUCUUUUCGGUAUUAGCUUGAAAUUAUUCAACUCUUUCAAGGUUCAAAUGCUUGGACGUGUUGCGUUGGCCUAUCCGGAUAGAAUGAGCGUGCGAAACGGCCAACGGCUGCGCAUCGGCUACGUAUCAUCCGACUUUGGCAAUCAUCCCACUAGCCACCUGAUGCAAAGCAUUCCCGGCAUGCAUGAUAGAACCAAAGUCGAGGUACUCAUUUCGAAAGAAGAGAUUUUUAAAAAUCGAGUUUGAGGUGUUCUGCUACGCGUUGUCGGCCAACGACGGAACCAACUUUCGGCAGAAGCUGAUGAACGAGGCCGAGCACUUCGUCGACCUCUCCGCGGUGCCUUGCAACGGCAGAGCGGCGGAGCGCAUUUCCAAAGACGGCAUCCACAUCCUCAUCAACAUGAACGGCUACACCAAGGGAGCUCGCAACGAAAUCUUCGCUCUCCGUCCUGCGCCAAUUCAGGUGAAGAAAUGGCGAAACGAGCCUUCGAAUAAUUAGCUUCUCAUGAGUGUUUUCUGUUUUUGUAAAGAAAAAGAUUAGUGGAAAAAGGUUUUCCUCUUACUUUUUCUCGUUCGAAAUAUAAUUACAAAAUUGAAAUUUGGAAAGAAAAAACAGCGAAAAAAAGGAAUUUAUGGAGGUAAAUCAAAACUUGAAAGAACGUAGUCUGUCAGAAAAAAAGUACAAUGGAAAAAUUUUUGAAAUAAUCGUUCAAAUACUCUUCUCCAAAAUGAACGUCUACUUAAGGUCAUGUGGCUCGGUUACCCUGGAACUUCUGGAGCUUCUUUUAUGGACUACUUGAUCACAGACGCCGUGACAUCUCCAUUGCGACUCGCUCAUGCUUACAACGAAAAGGUUGCUCCGAAUGACGGUUCCUCAUAUUCAAAGGAAUGGUAUUCAGCUCGCCUACAUGCCCCACACUUUCUUCAUCGGCGACCACGCUCAAAUGUUGAAACAUCUGACCGAGCGCGUAAUUGUUCGGGAAAAGUCGGCACAGAGCGACAAAGACACGAUCGCCGUGAUGAACUCGACGAAUCUGGAGCCUCUUCUGAGCAAAGCCGACGUGAAGCCGUACGUCCGCGAGACGGAAGUCGUCUGCGGGCCUGGCAAGGAGAUUCUCCGCACUGAAGUCGUCGUCCCCGUCUUCGAGGUACAUUUCACGCAUUCAAGGGGACUUCCUCCUGAAACUUUCUGUUGUGUGGAGAAAUUCAUUUAAAGCUAAACGUUAGAUUCCGUUUUUUCUUUGAUUUUUUUAUUAGACAGACAAAGGAUGAAAGAACAAGUAGUCAGUUUUGUUUUGAGUUAUAACGAAAAGUUAAGAAAAAAAAAAUGACUUUUCUGCUUCGACCGAAGUUACAAUCCCAAAGGUAGGAUUAAUUCAACGUCAACCAGAAUUCCGGACAGCUGCAUCUGGAAGAAACAGUCGAAAAAAGAUAAAUUUCGUAGAAAUGGGCGAAUCUUCAAUAAAAGUGGUUCAUCGCAGGUGCCUACAACCGAGCCGCUUAAACAGAUGAUCGGAACGGGACAAGUCGCCACGAGCGUCGUUGACGGACUCCACGUCCAGAAUGGCCUCGCUCAAGUAAAUCUUUUUUUCGGGUUUUCUGUCCAAAUUCUCCGAUGAGGAAGAGCUAUCUCAUAUGAAAAAUAAUCAGCGAGAAUUUUCCAUUUCAGGUUUUUAAUUUAUGCGUCUUACAGUUCCAAGUGCAUCACAAGGCAGCGACGGGAGAAGAACUGCCGAACUCGUUGCUGUUGACGAGUCGACAGCAGUACAACCUGCCCGAAGAGGCCAUCGUGUACUGUAACUUCAACCAGCUGUACAAGAUCGACCCUUCGACGCUGGAAAUGUGGAUCGAAAUCUUGAAAAGGGUGCCGCGAAGUGUUUUGUGGCUGCUGCGGUUCCCAUACCACGGAGAGCACCACGUGCACAAGUUCUGCGCCGAACGGGGCGUCGAUCCGAAACGCAUCGUCUUCAGCAACGUCGCGGCCAAGGUGCGCAAAAAUCGAGGGCCUCGAAAUAGAGGGUCCUGAUUGCAGGAGGAACACGUGCGGCGAGGACAGCUGGCCGACGUUUGCCUGGACACGCCUCUUUGCAACGGCCACACGACAGGAAUGGACAUUCUGUGGACUGGAACUCCCAUGAUCACGAUGCCUCGUCAGUUCCUUUAGAAGUAGAAACAAAACGGAGAGCGGACCAAAAUCCGUGUGAACAGUUGAAAGUUAUCUUAUCUUCGUGUAGUAUCGCGAAAAGUCAAACCAAUCUUUCUUGAGACGGUGGCAAAAAAAAACGGAGAAACUCACAAUUUAUUAUUUAAAGUGUCUGAUGGAUAACUAGGUCGUACCUCUUUUUUUCCAUCACUUUUUCUCGAAAUGCCUCAUUACAUCGAUAACAAAGUUCGGAGAAAAAUAAACAUGAAUGAAAUUUUUGAGUCAUUUCAACGGAAUAAUCCGACAAGUUUCCAGUGGAAACGUUGGCAUCGCGCGUGGCGUCUUCGCAGCUCUACGCCUUGGGAGUUCCCGAGCUCAUUGCUCGCAGCCGGGAAGAAUACAUCAACAUCGCAACUCGAUUAGGCACCGAAAAGGCCUUGUUAGUUUUAAAAUUCAAUCGAAAAAAAAUGCUGUUUUUUGAUUGAUUUUACGUAUAUCAGAUGUUGGAAUCUCUUUUUGAGAUAGAAUUCCAACUUUUCAGUUUGAAUACUUCAAAGACUGUGUUGACUUGAACAUUCAGACGCUUGUGACACGGCAGAUACAGUCUUUUUCCAUGUUUAUUCAUGAAGAAAAAAGACCUAUUAUCUUUUCUAAUUUUUUCCUUAGGAAAAAAUUCAUCUUCUUCUCUCUAAUGUAAUCGAAACGGAUCACCGUACUUUAACAUCUGGUUUUGUGGAAACGAGUUUUUUGCAGCCUUGCCGGAGUACGCGCCAAAGUGUGGAAGGCGCGGACGACGUCGACGUUGUUCGACGUGAAGCAGUACUGCAUGGACCUCGAGAACCUGGUGCACAUGAUGUGGAGUCGCUACGAACAGGGUCUUCCCGUCGACCACAUCCCCAACAAUUCUGAAACUCCGCCAGGCCUUUAA